Messenger RNA from Beta vulgaris subsp. vulgaris (sugar beet), 1314 nucleotides. Its product is annotated as chaperone protein dnaJ 50. Gene Ontology annotation, biological process: protein folding. The coding region runs from base 110 to 1009 and encodes 299 amino acids. The record is from RefSeq and is a predicted model, not a curated record. The transcript has 10 exons. Gene Ontology annotation, cellular component: endoplasmic reticulum membrane. Lineage: Eukaryota; Viridiplantae; Streptophyta; Magnoliopsida; Caryophyllales; Amaranthaceae.
GAAAAGAAAAAGAAGCAAACAAGUUGAAAAUUCCGAUAUUUUUCUUACAACCGUUUUUUGCUUUUAUUCAGAGAAAGAAGGGAGAGAGAGAGAAAGAGAGGAAAUUAAAAUGGCGUCGCCGGCAGUGAUCCGGUGUUACGCAUUCAUAUUUGUUCUCUCUGUACUUCUUCUCAUCCGUCCGUCUAUCUCAAUCUACUGUGAUGAAGACGAUUGCUAUGAUCUGCUUGGGGUUUCUCAAAAUGCGAAUAAUUCGGAAAUCAAGAAAGCAUAUUACAAGCUCUCAUUGAAACAUCAUCCUGACAAAAAUCCGGACCCUGAAUCAAAGAAAUUGUUUGUAAAGAUUGCAAAUGCAUACGAGAUCUUGAAGGAUGCUGAAACACGUUCACAGUAUGAUUAUGCCAUAGAGCAUCCAGAGGAGGUCUUCUAUAACACGGCAAGAUACUACCGAGCUUACUAUGGUCACAAGACGGAUCCUCGUGCUGUUCUAGUUGGUCUUCUUCUUAUUCUAUCUGGAUUGCAAUAUCUAAAUCAGUGGACAAGGUACAAUCAGGCUGUAGAGAUGGUUAAGAAGACACCUGCAUACAAAAAUAGACUGCGGGCUUUGGAGCUAGAACGCUCAGGAGGAGUAUCUAAUAAGAAAAAGAAUAACAAGAUUGAUAGGAAUGUACAAGAGGAUCUCAGCAAAGAGCUUGAUCUACAGAUUAAUGGAGCUGAAAAGCCAUCUUUAUGGGGUCUAGUUGGCGUCGGCUUUGUCCUCUUACCAUACACUCUCAGCAAGCUUCUUUUGUGGCAUGGGUGUUGGUUUUGGAGAUACAAAGUUAAGAAAGCUCCAUAUUCAUGGGAAGAUGCCUCAUACCUCACACGAAGAUCACUUGGUGCACGUGCUGAUGCCUGGAGAAAUCUUGAUGAAGCCACUAAGGAUGAUCUUGUUCAGAGACAGCUGUGGGUGAAAUCCAACAUGGACAGUUACGUGUCAGAUAUGCGCAGAGAAUCAAAGCGUCGAAGAUAGCUGAUAUGUUCUGCUGACAAUUUUGUUUCGAAACAUGCUGAGAUGAUAUUCUUUUCAUUUAGUGGGACAGGAAAAGGUUGUUAAAUUCAUAAGAUGAGAAGUUCUUAAUACAGUUAUGUAACUUGAGUGUAGAUCUAAAUCGUGUAUUCAUUUUUAGACUUGUUCCAUUUAGGAACAUAGAACAACAUCUAGGAUAUAGGCUUACAAGUUGUACACUUAGAUAUUCAAUUUUGAUCGAGGCAAAGAAAAAGAAAAUGAAUCCUUUUAAUAUAGAUAUGACGAUGAACAUUCCUUGAUUGGCAUUA